GUGUGUCUGUCCAGCAGGGGGACACGGAGGAAGGGAGCUGGUGAUGUCAGACAUCAUUAGCAUAUUUCUGACUAUAUCUAAUCCUUGCGCAAAGACGCGCCACUACUGCUGCAACGCAACCGACCAGAGAUCUUCCAGCCGCCAGACGACUCCUUGAUCUGCAACCAUGAGCGACAAGCCCGACAUUUCAGAGGUGACCAGCUUCGACAAGUCCAAGCUGAAGAAGACAGAGACGCAGGAGAAGAAUCCCCUUCCUACAAAAGAAAUCAUCGAACAGGAGAAGGCGGACACCUCGUGAAGGCCCACCCUCCCGUCAUGCACUGUACACCCCCUCCUCCCGCAUUGCCUUGUUUUCAGUCACUUCUUUUAGCUGUAUAACCUUGUAACUGAAAUUAUGAAACGACAACAAUAACCAAGCUGCACAGCCUGCGGACGGAUGAUGCCUUCGUCAGGGCGGUCAGCCCCAUCCCUUCGACGAUUACCACCUUAACCACGUUCACGCUUGUCUUUCCGUUGAGGGGAGAUGAGGAGGAUUUGUUUGUUGAAGUCGAAAGGGGAAGGGAGGGGGCUGCAGAAAGGUGCACGUCUCUUCUUUCAACACCUUGAAAACCACCGACCAUCAAUCAACGUGCAGCAGAGAGAGGCCGAAGCGACGAGGGCGUGGCCUUCGUCCCAGGAAGCUCAUCAUCGUCUCACCACCGACACCCAUCUUCCUGUGUGGCUGCUUUUGCGCCAAAGCUGAGGCGUCAAGCUUUUUUUUUUUUUCAGUUUUUUCGUCUUCUAAUUUUCGGAAAAUGCACAACUUUGUUUGUACGCUGGCCAAAAUGUAAAUGCCCCAAAAAAAUGAUACUGUUGUCUAUCACAAUGUUUUUUUGUUUUUUUUUGUAUGUACACAAGGAUAAAAAAGUGUAACGGAUUCCAUCUAGAUCUGGGAGAUGCUCAAAUGGACCUUUUUAUUUACGGUUAAAUUGUAACGCCCUUUCAUAGAGUGAUUCAGGAUAAUCUUUGUCUUUGAAUUGUCUCAAAUGAGGAAAAGGAAACCAACAAAACAUACCAGUAAUUGAUCCAAUGUGUUUGCUUUGAAAGGUAGAUCAAAAUUCUUUGGAGUUCCAGCAGUCAUGUUAAUCUGCCACAAAACCAUUACCAGAAAUGGAAAACCGUGAAAUGUUGUAAUAAAAAAGAAUUUGUUACUAAAGAA
Molecule: messenger RNA, 1198 nt
Organism: Larimichthys crocea (large yellow croaker)
Lineage: Eukaryota; Metazoa; Chordata; Actinopteri; Sciaenidae
Product: thymosin beta 4 X-linked
Exons: 3
Coding region: 167-298 (43 amino acids)
Biological process (GO): regulation of cell migration; actin filament organization
Cellular component (GO): cytoplasm
Molecular function (GO): actin monomer binding
Source: RefSeq, a predicted model, not a curated record